UCCUGCCUCCCCCUGGCCGCCGCCUCCCGCCUCCGCCCGCCCUGCGCGCUCCGUCCAGCCCGGGAGCCCCGGGAGCCCCGCGAUGCUCCGCCGCCGCCUGCCCCUGCUCGGGCCCUGGCUGCUGCUGCAGGCGGUGUGUGCUGGGGGCCACAUUGCCAAGACCCUGGGGUACCUGGAGCUGGGCACCUCCGGCCUCCUCAAGGAUGUUCCCUAUGGCACCCUGAAGCCUCCGGUGCUCGACCCUGGGCGGCUGAUUCCAGCUGAGCCCCCGCGGGGCGCAGGGAGCCCCUGGGACUGGCAGAAGAACCAGACCACGGGGGAGCUGCUGAGCCCCCGCGCUCGCCGCAAGCCCUCGCUCAAAUCCGGCCGCACCAAGAAGAUCUUCGGAUGGGGCGACUUCUACUUCAACAUCAAGACCCUCAAGUUCAGCCUGUUGGUGACGGGCAAGAUCGUUGACCACAUCAACGGCACCUUCAGCGUCUAUUUCCGACACAACUCCUCCAGCCUGGGCAACGUCUCGGUCAGCAUCGUGCCCCCUUCCAAGGCCGUGGGGUUUGAGGUGCUGGUGCCGGCCCCACCGCCGCUUUCCCUCCCAGCCCCGCAGCAGAGCACCCUGCCCGAGGGGCGCCCGGCCAAAGCCCUCAAUUGCCACGUGGAGUACGAGAAGACGAACCGGGCGCGGAAGAACAAGCCCUGCCUGUACGACCCGUCCAAGGUGUGCUUCACCGAGCACACGCAGAGCCACGCCGCCUGGCUCUGCGCAAAGCCCUUCAAAGUCAUCUGCAUCUUCAUCUCCUUCCUCAGCAUCGAUUACAAGCUGGUCCAGAAGGUCUGCCCCGACUACAACUUCCAGCACGAUAACCCCUACUUUGGCUGAUGGCUGCGGGAAGGGGCGGUGGGCACCAGAGAUGGAGGCAGAGGGGGACCAGUCCUGGCUGCACAGUGCCCCCCAUUGCUGCCGCACCGACCUCCCCUUCC
Molecule: messenger RNA, 978 nt
Organism: Neopsephotus bourkii (Bourke's parrot)
Lineage: Eukaryota; Metazoa; Chordata; Aves; Psittaciformes; Psittacidae
Gene: NXPH4
Product: neurexophilin 4
Exons: 2
Coding region: 83-877 (264 amino acids)
Molecular function (GO): signaling receptor binding
Source: RefSeq, a predicted model, not a curated record